AUCAAAGUUAAGAAUAAAUACAAGUUUUAAGUUAUCCGGACAAACUUCAACUGCCCUUAUCCUUACAGUGCAGUUGGAUUUGGCCUUAUUGAAAGACGUGUUAUUAAUCGCGUCAAAUAAAGUUUAAGCUAAGUACUUACUUAAUAUAAAAAUAUUAAUUGUGUGAUUCUGAAAUAUUUAUAUGCAUGAUGCAUUAUGUUGCAAAUAGAAUUAAUAUAUCUUCUAGUUAAUUAAAUUCAUGCUCCACGGAUAUAUCUGGAUUAAGCUUGAAUAUUAUUAUUAUUUCUAAUUUAGUAUGUACUUGUGUCGUUAGUUGUAAAUAGAGCGCCCAGCGAUUAGACUGUAUAAUGCUCUAAUCACCGCACCUUUAAAGUACAAUUCCAAAAUCCCAACAAUUAUUACGAUCAAUGAAAAAAAGUUACAAUAGACCAAACUUCCAGUAAAAUCCGGACGCGAAAUUCAACCAGAUUCACGACCAUUAUAAUUAUAAAAAAAUACGUCAAACUUUUUGUCUGCUCUGCAUUUGAUGUAAUGAUUAUGAAUUCCCAGACUCCGUGCAUGCUCGGAUCUAAAUAUUUCGAUCUCAUGUUAGCACAUUGUCUCUUUUCGACGAAAUGGAUGUGAUUAAUCGGACUACUUUAAUCGGGACCUGAAUUUGCACCAUCCAUGUCCACCACCUCCCAUGCAUGAACAUAAUUCAUUCAUAACUAAAAGCUCAUGAACGGACUUUGGGUGAAAUUUAUUUAGGGGAUAUUUAUUUAGUGUAGGGUUGAUGGAAGUUGGCGUCAUGAAUUUAAAAAUUAGAUGCAACGUCAGGAUAAGUAGUCUAUAAAAUAAGUUGGUUAUGAGUUACGACUGUCAGUUGUGAUUUAGCAUUUUAAAGGACACUUUAUUCAAAAGUUCUGUGCUGUACAGAAUUUAUAUUUGUUGUCGUAAAUGCUAGAUACUAAAAUGUGGAAUAUGUACAGAAUCAGCAAAUUGUUGUGCUGAAUAUUUAACUUGACAUUGCGUAAUACAGCAAAAGCUAUUACAUUGAUAUUUUAAAGCGAGGUUGGGGUGAAGAAUGACACUUUCAGCUUCUUCCACUUUGUCAGAUAAGAUCAAAAGGUGGAGAAAUGUAGGGAAGUCAAGAGGCGAAUCAGGUCAGGACCAGAGCGAUGAGGUCGACGAAUUAGGAAAAGUUUGGUGGUACGAGUCAGUCUCCGUUUUGUCUGUGUGUGCACCCUGCAUUUCAUGUGGGAGUUUUUUGGGAUACACUUCGUCAGCGGUGCCAUCAAUGAUAAAAGAUGUCGCAACGUUUGGAGUAUUGAAUUCCCAUCAAAUUGCACUCAUUGGUGGGCUAGGGCCUCUUGGCGCAAUACUUGGAAGCAUAAUCUCUGCAAUUCCCCUCAAAUACGUUGGACCACGAAGGACCAUUGCUCUCUUAGGAAUCUCGAUGUUGAUAUUGUCUUGGGUGACGAUUGGGAUGUCACACGGCAUUGUUCUCGUAUACGUGGGAAGGUUUUUGGGAGGAGUUGGAGUCGGUGCUACAAUAUCCAGCGCGCCGCUCUAUGUAAUGGAUAUUUCAUGCAUUCAACGAAGAGGCCGAUUGGGUAUAAUGCCUCAGUUUCUAAUGAUCUCAGGAAUACUUAUUUCCUACAUAUUGGGUGCUUUUCUUAAUUGGAGCAAUCUUUCUCUCGUCGCGUGCACAUUUCUCAUCCUCGCAGCAAUCCUCAUCGCUUUUGCUCCUGACUCGCCAAAGUGGCUCAUUACUAAUGGGAAGUGUGAACAAGGGUUCAAGGUUCUGGAGAAAAUUCAUGGGACUGUAGCUGCCAAAGUGAUUGCCUUAAAUAUGGAAAACACCUCACAAACGAUUUCGAGCAAUCCACAAGGGGAAGAAAUUUGGAAAAGUAAAGCAACUUAUAAAUCCAUCCUUGUGUGCCUCGUAGUCAUUUCUAUACAACAGUUAACAGGUGUGAACGGGAUCACAUUCUUUGCUACAUCUAUAUUUGACCGAUCCUCCUCAUCCACUACUUCGAGUGGUCACUUGUCCUCAAUAAUUCUGGCAACAACGCAGUUAAUCGCCUCAUUUAUGUCUACAUUUUUCGUGGAGCGUUUUGGACGCACCUUUCUAUUGAAGAUAUCUUCCGCUACAUUAACUCUCUCCAGCCUUACACUUGGGACAUAUUUUUAUCUGCUUGUGGACAAUACCGAUUUUCUCUGGCUCCCUCUCACCGCGCUUGUAAUCUUCGCCUUUGGUUUUGCAAUUGGUCUGGGUCCCGUCACAUGGAUCAUUGUUGCAGAAAUUCUCCCACAACAAGUGCGAAACCUGAUCAAUCCACUAAUAAUUGGGUACAAUUGGUUUUGCGUGUUCCUCGUAACAACGUCAUUCCCUUACUUGAAGGAAGAAAUCUACUAUUUUGGAGUAUUCUGGCUGUACGCUGCGGUUGCAGGUCUGGGUUUCAUUUUUAUUUGCAUAUUUGUUCCAGAAACAAAAGGUCAGACUUCCGAACAGAUCCAGUUGGGUUUCUCGGGCAAACAAAAAAUGCAAAAUGCAUUUCGGUUAUUUCGGUAUCGAAGUAGUGUAAUUUAAUUUAAUUAAAGUUAUUAAUAGUAUAAUUUAUUUAUAACAAAUGAUAUUUUACAUAACUUAUAUUUACAAAUAUUCUGAACAAAUAUUUCAUAUGUGUU
This is a messenger RNA of Folsomia candida, 2670 nucleotides long. RefSeq names its product facilitated trehalose transporter Tret1. Gene Ontology annotation, cellular component: membrane. The transcript has 5 exons. Gene Ontology annotation, biological process: transmembrane transport. Bases 1064 to 2572 code for a protein of 502 amino acids. The record is from RefSeq and is a predicted model, not a curated record. NCBI's taxonomy places the organism in Eukaryota, Metazoa, Arthropoda, Collembola, Entomobryomorpha, Isotomidae. Gene Ontology annotation, molecular function: transmembrane transporter activity.